AAGAAUUGGGUCGUGGAUGCUUCUUCUUUCCUAUUAGUCCAUUUAUUUAGGUAGUUACCUAGCUAGGUCGAAGGGGAAGAUGUCGCAGCUACCUCGGUGGAAUGAUGAGGUAAACGGAAUCUAUAAUCCGCGUUUACCACCGAGACCGACAUGUUACACCAUGAAAUUACCCCGCCAUACCGGUACUACCCCACCAUCUCAUGAUGCUCUAGGUAACUUGUAGCUUAGUUAGCAGAUGUUUCUGAACUCUCCUCUCUCUUUUUUCUCCUCUCCACACACGUCACCUGUCUCGUGAACAUUCAUAUAUAGCCUGAAUACAUGAAUCAGAUCUUCCAUCCCUCCUUGAGUCCGAAAGCCCAUCCUCUAAACGUCUAGCUAACCUACACAUCCUACGAUAAUACGAGUGACAACAACAGUUGAAUACAAUCGAUUAUCAUGGCCGACGAGAUCUCCUUCCUCCCUCUCGGAGCUAUUAUCCAAUCCUUUAAAGUCGGAGGCAUCGAUAUCGUACAAGGUUUCCCAACUCAAGAACUCUACGCUUCACACAACAGCCCCCACUUCGGUGCCACCAUUGGUCGUGUUGCGAAUCGUAUCUCGGACGCCAAAGUCGAGUCCCUCAACGGAGGCAAAUCCUACAGCUUCGUUGCUAACAAUGGACCCAAUACGCUACACGGUGGAAACGUAGGUUGGGGCAAGCGUGUAUGGAAAGGACCGAACCCCGUGGGUGUACGCAAGAAUGUCCCCGGAAUCGAAGGCGAGCUCAAGGGAGGAGAGACGGUCGAGUUCACAUUGACGAGCGAAGACGGAGAUGAAGGGUUCCCCGGCGAGGUUCUUGUCAAGGUGUACUAUACGGCUGGCAAGGUUGUUGAGAACGGAAAGGAAGUCACAGUUCUUAGCCAAGAAUACGAGGCCGAACUCGUAGGGGGUGCAGAGGAGACAGUCGUCAACAUGACAAACCACUCGUACUUCAAUCUUUCGGGCGGUCCGAGUAUCGAAGGAACCGUCGUCCAACUCGCCACCAACUCAUACCUCCCUCUCAGCGAAUGGGGAAUCCCAACUUCCGGCCCGACAACAUACUCAAAAGUCGCGACAACCACCCCUUUCGCCCUCGGCGCUCAAGACCCAGACUUCGAUGACUGCUUUAUUGUCGAUCCUUCAUCGUCCCCCAGCUCUGUGCCGAUAGACACAAGAGCUCUGCCUCUCACUAAGCUCGUUUCGGCUCACCACCCUGGAAGCAAGGUCCAUUUGGAGGUUCUAAGCACAGAACCAGCCUUCCAAUUCUAUACCGGCAAGUGGAUCGACGUACCAGCCGUAGGUGGUGCGCCCGCACGCGGAUCCCGUAGUGGCUUCUGUGUGGAGCCUAGUCGAUACGUUAACGCUAUCAACGUUGACGACUGGAGGAGCCAGGUCAUCCUUAAGAAGGGCGAGAAAUACGGAGCCCGUAUCGUGUACAAAGCGUGGAAGGAGUAAUUUACGCUGUAGUAAUAGUAAUGCGUAGCUCGCGGCUGACCAAUUGAGAUCA
Molecule: messenger RNA, 1522 nt
Organism: Hypoxylon trugodes
Lineage: Eukaryota; Fungi; Ascomycota; Sordariomycetes; Xylariales; Hypoxylaceae
Product: aldose 1-epimerase
Exons: 3
Coding region: 436-1470 (344 amino acids)
Biological process (GO): glucose metabolic process; beta-D-galactose catabolic process via UDP-galactose, Leloir pathway
Molecular function (GO): carbohydrate binding; aldose 1-epimerase activity
Source: RefSeq, a predicted model, not a curated record